Hypomesus transpacificus is the source of this 2990-nucleotide messenger RNA. Its product is annotated as transportin-2. The transcript has 26 exons. The record is from RefSeq and is a predicted model, not a curated record. Gene Ontology annotation, biological process: protein import into nucleus. Gene Ontology annotation, molecular function: nuclear import signal receptor activity; small GTPase binding. Bases 109 to 2814 code for a protein of 901 amino acids. Lineage: Eukaryota; Metazoa; Chordata; Actinopteri; Osmeriformes; Osmeridae. Gene Ontology annotation, cellular component: cytoplasm; nucleus.
GUGAGUGAAUCGGCGUGCUCGUCUAGGUUCAGUAGCUAGCAAGGAUUCGCGAACGAGCACGAGAAAGAAGCGGCCCGUCUAAAAACUUCAAUCUAUAAAUCAAUAUUGAUGGAGUGGCAGCCAGACGAACAGGGACUUCAGCAGGUCCUCCAGCUCCUAAAGGACUCCCAGUCACCCAACACAGCCACACAGAGAGCUGUUCAACAAAAACUUGAGCAGCUGAACCAGUUCCCGGACUUCAACAACUAUCUCAUCUUUGUGCUCACAAGACUGAAAACUGAAGAUGAGCCCACUCGCUCCCUGAGUGGUCUGAUCCUGAAGAACAAUGUGAAGGCCCAUUACCAGAACUUCCCCCCGGCCGUGGCAGACUUCAUCAAGCAGGAAUGUCUGAACAACAUCGGCGACCCCUCACCACUCAUCCGUGCCACCAUUGGCAUCUUGAUCACGACAAUCUCCUCCAAAGGGGAGCUGCAGACAUGGCCGGAACUCCUGCCUCAGCUGUGCAACCUGCUCAACUCGGAGGACUACAACACCUGCGAGGGCUCGUUUGGCGCCCUGCAGAAGAUCUGCGAGGACUCUUCAGAGCUUCUGGACAGUGAUGCUCUCAACCGCCCCCUCAACAUCAUGAUCCCCAAGUUCCUGCAGUUUUUCAAGCACUGCAGCGCCAAGAUCAGAUCCCAUGCCAUAGCAUGUGUGAACCAGUUUAUAAUCGGCAGAGCACAGGCGCUGAUGGACAACAUUGACACCUUUAUCGAGAGUCUGUUUGCGCUGGCUGCAGACGAGGACUCGGAGGUGAGGAAGAACGUGUGCCGGGCCCUGGUCAUGCUGCUGGAGGUCCGCAUCGACCGCCUCAUCCCCCACAUGCACAGCAUCAUCCAGUACAUGCUGCAGCGCACCCAGGACCCGGACGAGAACGUGGCUCUGGAGGCCUGCGAGUUCUGGCUCACCCUGGCCGAGCAGCCCAUCUGCAAGGAGGUCCUGGCUGGACACCUGGUGCAACUCAUUCCUAUCCUGGUGAAUGGCAUGAAGUACUCUGAGAUCGACAUCAUUCUUCUAAAGGGCGACGUGGAAGAGGACGAAGCGGUGCCCGACAGCGAGCAAGACAUCAAGCCCCGCUUCCACAAGUCCCGCACCGUCACCCUCCAGCACGAGGGCGGCGAGGGCGAGGAGGGGGAGGACAUCGACGAGGACGAUGACGACGACGACGACACGCUCUCUGACUGGAACCUACGGAAGUGUUCGGCGGCGGCGCUGGACGUGCUGGCUAACGUGUUCCGGGACGAGCUGCUGCCCCACCUGCUGCCGCUGCUCAAGGGCUUACUCUUUCACCCCGACUGGGUCAUCAAGGAGUCUGGGAUCCUGGUGCUGGGGGCCAUCGCUGAGGGCUGUAUGCAGGGCAUGGUCCCCUACUUGCCGGAGCUCAUCCCCCACCUCAUCCAAUGCCUGUGUGACAAGAAGGCCCUGGUGCGCUCCAUCGCCUGCUGGACGCUCAGCCGCUACGCCCACUGGGUGGUCAGCCAGCCGCCGGACUCCCACCUCAAGCCGCUGAUGACCGAGCUGCUGAAACGCAUCCUGGAUGGCAACAAGAGAGUUCAAGAGGCUGCCUGCAGUGCGUUUGCUACUCUGGAGGAGGAGGCAUGCACAGAGCUGGUCCCCUACCUGAGCUUCAUCCUGGACACCCUGGUGUUCGCCUUUGGCAAGUACCAACACAAGAACCUGCUGAUCCUCUAUGAUGCCAUCGGGACGCUGGCCGACUCCGUGGGACACCACCUCAACCAGCCGGAGUACAUCGAGAAGCUGAUGCCCCCCCUCAUCGCCAAAUGGAACGAGCUGAAGGACGAGGAUAAGGACCUCUUCCCGCUGCUGGAGUGUCUGUCGUCAGUAGCCACAGCACUGCAGAGUGGCUUCCUGCCCUACUGUGAGCCGGUCUACCAGCGCUGUGUCACCCUGGUGCAGAAGACCCUGGCCCAGGCCAUGAUGUACAACCAGCACCCAGACCAGUACGAGGCCCCCGACAAGGACUUCAUGAUCGUGGCCCUGGACCUGCUGAGCGGCCUGGCCGAGGGCCUGGGGGGCCACGUGGACCAGCUGGUGGCCCGCUCCAACAUCAUGACCCUGCUCUUCCAGUGCAUGCAGGACAGCAUGCCUGAGGUGAGACAGAGCUCCUUUGCUCUACUGGGAGACCUGACCAAGGCCUGUUUCCCUCACGUCAAACCCUGCAUUGCUGAGUUCAUGCCCAUCUUGGGGCUGAAUCUCAACCCAGAGUUCAUCUCUGUGUGCAACAACGCCACCUGGGCCAUAGGAGAGAUCUCCAUGCAGAUGGGCAAAGAUCACAAGCAGGAGGAAGGGGAUUGUGCAGGAGCAGAGAUGCAGCCCUAUGUGGGCAUGGUCCUCAACAACUUGGUGGAAAUCAUCAACAGACCCAACACACCUAAGACUCUUCUGGAGAAUACAGCCAUCACGAUCGGCCGGCUGGGCUAUGUGUGUCCACAGGAGGUGGCGCCACAGCUGCAGCAGUUUAUUAGACCAUGGUGCACGUCGUUGAGGAACAUCCGGGAUAACGAGGAGAAGGACUCUGCGUUCCGCGGCAUCUGCAUGAUGAUCGGAGUCAACCCCGGAGGAGUGGUACAGGACUUCAUCUUCUUCUGUGAUGCUGUGGCCUCCUGGGUCAGCCCCAAGGACGACCUGAGGGACAUGUUCUACAAGAUCCUACAUGGCUUCAAGGACCAGGUGGGAGAGGAGAACUGGCAGCAGUUUUCCGAGCAGUUCCCCCCUCUGCUGAAGGAGCGGCUGUCGGCCUGCUAUGGUGUGUAGCCCCCCCCACCACCCCUGGACGACGUGGGACACGCCUGUUAAUGUACGGGAGGGUUUACUGGGGGAACUCAUCCAUCUGUGUAAUUGCACUGCCCUGAUCGUGGGGGGGGAAGGAGGAGGGACGCGACUAGCCUGCCCCUCCGGACGGGCCCCACGCCCUGUGUGUCUCCUGUGAG